AUGAGAAAGGGAAUUUCAUUAUUUACUCGUACCUUACCUUGGCUUGUUCAUACGAAAUUGAAUUUAAAGCAGUUGAGUAAAAGCAUCAAAGGAACGUUCAAUUUGGGAAUUUCCCAAAUGCCUUACACAACUGCUAAUUCAUAUUCUGCCGAUGAACUGAGGCAUGUGUGCGAGACGGUUUCGUGUAUGCGUCCUGGUCCUCCGCCCACAGGUCCAAUACUUCCAUCAUCGCCUUGCCGAUAA
This is a messenger RNA of Clunio marinus, 243 nucleotides long. The record is from the annotation of a GenBank genome assembly. NCBI's taxonomy places the organism in Eukaryota, Metazoa, Arthropoda, Insecta, Diptera, Chironomidae.